Phodopus roborovskii (desert hamster) is the source of this 854-nucleotide messenger RNA. RefSeq names its product BRICHOS domain containing 5 (gene Bricd5). Lineage: Eukaryota; Metazoa; Chordata; Mammalia; Rodentia; Cricetidae. Gene Ontology annotation, biological process: regulation of cell population proliferation. The coding region runs from base 1 to 726 and encodes 241 amino acids. The record is from RefSeq and is a predicted model, not a curated record. The transcript has 6 exons.
AUGGAGCAAGGGCACAGCCACACUGAAAGCCUCAGGUCCAGGCCUGUUGAGGCAAGCCAGCUCUCUAACCCAGAAGUCCCACUGACAGUAAUUUGCCCCCAGGUGAAGAGCAAACCCUGCCAUAGGGGCCGGAGAGCAGCAGGCCUGCUGCUGUUGCUGACACUGGUCACUGCAGGGGCCGUGGCAGGAGGGCUUCUUGGCUUCAUGUACAGCCCUCCUAAGACAUUGCUGCAGACGCUCCGAAAGACCUCAAGCUCCAGGGUACCCUGGCCCAACCAAACCACUCUAGUGGACGUGGCCCAGAAUAUGGCAACUAUCAUGGUGACUCCGCUUCAGAGCAACCACAGCUGGGCCAUACUGUUCGAUGGACAAAGUGGCUACAUCUGUUACAGACCUGCAGAGCACCAGGCCUGCUUCCUCCGUCUGAUGGAAGCUCAAGAUCGGGAGACCUUACGGCUGUUGGUGAACACUUCCAGGGUCCAAGGGUCCCAUGUACCUGGCCAAGACACCCACUAUGCCCAGGAGCUGCUGGCAGUUUUGGGGGGACAUACUGUGGACCCUGCCCAAGUAGGAGCUUCGGUGAAACACCUUUGCAUGGACACUCCCAUUUACUGGGCCCAACGAGCAGAGGGUCCCCAGAGACAGCGGCUGAUCUACCUCUGCAUUGACAUCUGCUUCCCGAGCAACAUCUGUGUGUCUGUCUGCUUUUAUUACCUUCCAGACUAAGUCCCCUACUGACCUGCCUUUGGUCCCACAGGCCAGUCCUGUUCCCACAGGUCAGCAAUGCUGGUCAGGUCACCAGCACCACCAAAGGGCAGCUGACAAUAGGGACAAAUAAACCCAGAUUACCUGGC